Messenger RNA from Zasmidium cellare ATCC 36951, 1338 nucleotides. RefSeq lists its product as uncharacterized. The record is from RefSeq and is a predicted model, not a curated record. Bases 1 to 1338 code for a protein of 445 amino acids. The transcript is spliced from 2 exons. Lineage: Eukaryota; Fungi; Ascomycota; Dothideomycetes; Mycosphaerellales; Mycosphaerellaceae.
AUGGCGGCUAAACCUGCACCGGCGCCAGCUGCGAACGUCGCCCUGGACGUGGGUAUGACCUUCGACACUGAACAAAGCCCACUCUUCCAGCGCGUUUUUAAUACCCUGUCUGUGUCACCACUGCUGAUCCAGUUGCGAGAGGAUCUGACCGAAAUGGCACAGCGAGCACCGCGACAAGAUCGAACUCACUGGAAAAGAAACGCCUCAGACGACGACUCUAUCGUGAAGUUGUACGACCUAUCGAACAUCAACAGCAUGCGACUAGUGCAUGUAUUGAAUUGGGACCGUUUCGGCGACAGAAAUGUAUUUGCACAGGAAGUCAACGCCUUCAUGAGACACCUUCGCAGCCCGAUGGCAGAUAGUCACAGCCGUAUUGUCAUCUUGAAUCGGUAUCAGGGUUCAUUGCUUGAUUUCGAGACAGCCUUGCAUCUUCACAUUAUGAUCGUGGAGCUUGAGGUACCGAUUGACAUGGCAGCAGGCUUGCUACACCUUUGUCAAGGUUAUUUGGGACCUGGAAACACUCUCGGGGCGGCGGCCAACCUAUGGGCUCAAGUUCUACCUCUUGGCCAUGUGCGUUUUGGGAAAAGUUACUUACCUCCUAUGAACUGGAACAUCUCGGCUGUCGACCUCAAAAUGUGCAAUUUUUCCGGUCGUUCAGCCCACACUGUCAAUGCACUGGAGCGUCACGAAGAUGACCAAUGGUUUGCAAGACGCCAAGUCCCACCCCCAAGAUUCCAAAGAACGGACACUCGAGGUGUCGUAUCCAAUGCGCUAAAUAGGUGGCCUGCCUCUAACCUCGAAGCUUAUCUAGCCGUGGACGAAGAUGAUUCGAUCACCAGAGUUGCGAAGGGACAGCCAACAUCACACUGGUUGAACGCUGUCAUUCGAACCAUUGCUUUUCGCUACUCGUGUAGACCUAGCAAUCUACGAACCAAGCUGUCAAGUAUGGAGGACGACGAAUUUGAGGCUUUUUGCGACGAAGUGGCCACAGAACAUCAGGCAGCAAAGCUAGACCUCUUCAAAAUCGAAUCCUUCUUGGCUCGACAUCGAGAUCUGGACCGUUCAAACUGUGCGUCGGCGCUCCAGUCGCUUGCAGUUACUGUCGAAUACCUGAGAGCGGACUACGAAAAUAUAUGCGCUAGCUUCGAGCGACGCUCAACCCUCAGAAGUCUCGAAAUGGCUCGACGGUCUAUUGACGAGAGCCGUGCGACAAUCCGAUGUAAGGUCCGCGUGCGCUCAGCUGUCCACCAGCUAACGGUAGCAUAUAGUGACUUGGCUCGCGACAGUAUUCUUACCGAUCAGCCUUGCUUCGUCCAUCUUUGGCAUGAACGUGCGUGA